Molecule: messenger RNA, 2865 nt
Organism: Schistocerca nitens (vagrant locust)
Lineage: Eukaryota; Metazoa; Arthropoda; Insecta; Orthoptera; Acrididae
Product: lathosterol oxidase-like
Exons: 6
Coding region: 45-1352 (435 amino acids)
Biological process (GO): sterol biosynthetic process
Molecular function (GO): C-4 methylsterol oxidase activity; iron ion binding
Source: RefSeq, a predicted model, not a curated record
UAUAAAGGAGUGGCCGGCCGUGCUUCGGCGCUCUUUCAGCGGACAUGGGGGCGAGCAAGAGGGGCCGCGGCAUCGCCAACGGGGCAGCCAAGGGAGUGUCCAAUGGGGCAGCCAAGGGAGUGUCCAAUGGGGCAGCCAAAGGAGUGUCCAACGGGGCAGCAAAGACCGUGACCGUCGAGAAUGCCGCCGACCAGCCCCGCAAGUUCUUCGACCCCAUGGCGGUCACCUGGAUGGAGAAGUACAACGCGCCCAUGGAGAAGAUCUGGAGCCGCCUUCCAUCCUUCGUCCGCUCCACCAUCGUCACACUCGCCGUAUUUAUCCUCGGAGCCACAAUGAGAGGUGAGUGGCUGCUGACGGCCGUGCACACGGCGCGCUACCUGGGCUGGGAGCUGGGCGACCGCUCCGAGGGCUGGGACUUCUCGUGGCAGAACCUCAGCCUGGAGGCGCUGCGCCUCAAGAACCUGCGCGUCUACUGGCUGGUCGCCUCAUUCGUCUCCUACUUCAUGUACUUCAGCAUUGGCGGUUUCCUACACUGGUACUUCUACGUGCGGCAGCGCGACCGCCCCGAGGAGUGGAAGUGCCAGCCCACCAAGUUCCUGUCGCCGGAGCUGGAGCGCCACGAGAUCCUCGUGGGCUCCUUCAGCCUGCUCAUCACCAGCUCCUUCACGGCCACGCUCGCCUGCUACAUCAGCAACGGCGGCUGGAGCAGGGUCUACUACGAGUUCGACGAAUACGGCUGGACCUGGUGGUUCCUGCAGUGGGCGGUUAUAUUCAUAUACCAGGACUACGCGACCUACUGGCUGCACCGCAUCUACCACACGCCGUUCCUGUACAAGCACUUCCACAAGCUGCACCACAAGUACAAGCAACCGACGGCCUUCUCCGUGACAGCCAUCCACCCAGUGGAGAUCAUGCACAUCCAGAUUACGCUGUGUCUGCCGCUCUUCGUCAUCCCCUGCCACUUCGUCCCCUUCUGUGGCGUGGCGCUCUACACGUACUACCACGGCAUAAUCGAUCACUCGGGCAUCAACUUCAAGGCGUACUGGUGGCAGCCCUGGCAGCCAGACGCUAUCUUCCACGACAAUCACCACCAGUACUUCCACGUCAACUUUGCCUUCAACAUAUACAUUUGGGACAAGCUGCACGGAACGUACCGGCAGAAGGACCGGCUGUACACGGAAGACACGUUCUACGGCCGUGGAAAGGCGCUGUCGGAGGCUACAGAAGAAGAGCGCCAGCAGGACCUCACUGAGCGGCUGUCUGAAAACCCGCGCGCCUACCGUAGUGGCACCCUCGAGUACAAGCUGGAAGGGGCCGAAGCCACGACUCGCAAGCGGGCGGCCGCCCACUGACAACCGCGCAUGCGCCGUUGAAGUUUUCUCAGCCACGCUGCUUUCUGCUGCCUUGCUGGUCACAGCUAGACCGUGGAACCUGUGGAUAUUUAAGUAAAUGCAGGGUCAUUGCAUAUAUUCUGACUCUUCUUUUUUACUUCUUUUUCUAAUACAGAGCAACUACAGAAGGACGGUCGAAUUCUGCUCAGACGAAUAACGUCUUCAAAAUCAAGCACAGGCGUCUGUUUUACUCCGGCCAAAUUUUCUGCAGAAUUCCACAGACUUUUUCUAACACAGUAGUAAGAUUCUGAUACCUUUCAGAAAAAUUAUAAUUUAAAGCUAGACCGAAACCAUGCACUGUAGUAUAGCUACGAAGAUAAGUUUCUUCUGUUCUUCCGUUUGCUUCAGGACUUAACUAAUCCCUCCGUGGCAAUUUUUCUUUCUCGUGCCUCUUCAGAAACUGUCAGUCUUUCUCCUUUGCGUCUUUCUUCUUACAGUACUCACUUUGUUUUCAUAUCCAUCCACAACAGACAUUAAAGUACUUUGCAUAAUUUUAUUCAUAUCCUUUUAAAAAAAGGAUGGGAAAACAUCCUUCCACAAUUCCAGCGCUCCAAGUGAUUACAUUUCAUUGCUCUUCCUUUUCUAUCCACAGAAUCUGUGCUAAAUACUCCUCUUGUAUUUCCCUCCUUCUCCUACGCUUCCUUUCAGUGCUCCAAUAUGUUUCGUUUCCAACCAUUAUCCAGUGAAGUUUUUAUCUAUCGUAAUUACUUAAUCGUUCUUUUUGGUCAUAGAGUGUAUAACCCAUCUUAUUGUAAAUAAUCUGAUAUAAUAAAUUUACAGGUAUGUUGUAUAUGGUGUAGCAUUCAUAAAGAAUAUAUAGUAACAUACGGUGUGUAUAGAAAUUAAAACAUCUGAUAAUCAAGUAUUGAGGUCAAAAGCAGUCAUUGCCAUUAAAUUAAUCCUGUGUCAACAAUGUUCAAUCGUUAGUGACAUUGGAGGAUAAGGAUAAAUAUUUUGUCACUUUCAUAUGAAGGGCUUAUUUCAAUAGUGGUACAAGUCCACUUUUGUUCAUAUUGAGAUACAGAGUCCUAAAGUUAAAUAAGCGUUGAAAAACCUGCAGUUCGGAUACCAAAAUUAUUCAAGCAUAUGGCUUCUUGCUACAGAUGAACCUUUCUUUCUGUUUGUUUGGCUCAUUAAUUUCAGAAGCAUUAUAGACAGAAAAGUGAAGGUAAUGGACUUGUACCACCAUUGAAAUAAGCCCUUCAUAUGUUUUGCACCGUCAGUACUGUGCCCAGAGAUUUCAUUCUUUUUGCUUAUUUCAGUAGCAACGCAGUGCAAGUAUUGUGUUAAGUGCCAAUUUAUUUGACACAGAAUUUGGUUUCACAAAACUGAUUCCGUUUUUACUCAUUAUCACGGUAUGUUAUGUACGCUAAUUCAACUGUAACGUAUUAAAACGUCACCAAAUUUAAAAACGACUACAAUGCUGUAGAAUAUUGGUUUACCAAUGAUAUAAAUAAAGAAUAAUUACUUUUAA